Messenger RNA from Arabidopsis thaliana (thale cress), 2200 nucleotides. Its product is annotated as Polyketide cyclase/dehydrase and lipid transport superfamily protein. The transcript has 9 exons. Lineage: Eukaryota; Viridiplantae; Streptophyta; Magnoliopsida; Brassicales; Brassicaceae. The record is from RefSeq and is marked reviewed. Bases 619 to 1968 code for a protein of 449 amino acids.
UGGUAAUGAGACUUUUUCUUCACAUUCUCCAGAUAUGUAUAUUCCCGAGAAAAUGAGGGAAAGUAUCUUCUAAUCGGGAAAAACAUCUCCACGUUCCUUGCCCGUCUCGUAGGUUACGCAUCAGCAGCUGGGUUUUGUCUGGCAAAACUAUAACCAAAAGCUUCCUUUCUUAUAAAUUGCCUUACGUUUUAAGGUGUUCUCUUCUCACUUCUUCCCCAUGAUUCAUCUUGACUCCACAAAUUCAGGGCAAUCUUUGAUUCUCUUUGGUCUUUGAUUUGAGGAUUAAUUUGUUUUCUAAAGGUGUCUGCUGAUUCAAUUGAGUAUGGAGAAGAAACGAGAUGUUUCUGAGUACAGAGAGAGACUUAAUGAGACCUUGUCGUCUCCUGAGCUCAUUAAUGAGCAAACUCUUAAAACCCUAGUCAGAAAACAACUCAAUGAAGAGUGUAGUGUUGAUAUAUUGGAUCAAAGAGUAGCUGCUUUAUCCAGUACAAUUGAGAAGCUUAGGAGUGUAUCAACAAAGGAUCAAGACUUGUCUAAAUCAAGCACCGAGGCAUCUUAUGGUGAUUGGAAAUGUUUUCUUGUUUAUAGGUGAAACAUGAUGAUAAAGAUUGUCGUGUUAUGUACCGUGAAGGACUUAAAGGAAGUCCAUUUCAUACAUUGCUCGUUGAAGGUUGCACUGAUGGGACUAUCGAAGACUGUUUAUGUGUAUGCUGGGAAUCAUCAUUCUAUGAGAAAUGGUGGCCAAAGUUGACAUUUCCGUCAUUCAGGGUCUUAGAAGCUAAAUGCUUGCAAAAGUUUAGGAUUGAUGAACAGAUAUGUUUACUGAGGGUGAAAGCACCGUGGCCACUGACAGACAGAGAAGCUGUUCUGCAGUUUUUCGUAUUCGAAUACUUUAAAGAUGAUUUAGUCAUCAUCCUACUUAACUCGAUCGAAGUGGAGAGCGGCAGUGUAGCUGAAGUGAAUGCGGUGAGGAUUGACUUCGUAGGCGGAGUUGCGAUACAAAAAGUGACUCCAGAGAAGAGUUACAUAAGAUUUAUAGCGGAAGUGGAUAUAAAGCUGGACUUGGUUCCUCCAUCUCUUAUUAAUUUUAUGUCUAGGCAGCUUCUUGGUAACGGUUUCAAACUUUUCAAGAAGACUAUUGGUUCGGUGGCUGAAUCCGAUGAUUACAAGACAGUUUUAGCUGAUCCAUUGUAUACUCAUAUACGUGAAGCUCUGUAUUCUAGUGAUAAAACUGAUGAAAUCUGCCAAGUAAAUGAGCUUCAUAGCCAACAAGGAAGAGAUUGUGAAGAGAAAGAACCCAAGUUGGAAGCUGAUGAUGAUAUGGAAAAAGAGAAUGAGACUCGAGACUGCGAGAAUGAAUCUGUACCUUGCAAAAGAGAUGUUCCUGAGAUCGAGGAAGAAGAAUGUGUUGAUGAUUUAAAGGAAGAAAACAAAAGUUCUCCUUCUUCUUCUUCUUCUUCUUCUUCUUCUUCUGAGGAUGAAGACAAGAAUGGCAAAACACGUUUCUGCAUAAGUCCGGAGGUGAAGCAAGCUUUAGGGACAUUAGAGAGAGUAAUAUCAAUGGUUAGAAAAUCCAAAACAGAUAAUAAUAAUACAUCAACCUCUUCGGAGGAAGAAGAAGAAGAAGCAUCAUCAUCUCCAAUGCAGCAUUCAGGGAGCACUCAGAUUGUUUCUAGUAGCAAAGUUUGUAUUCAAGAUCCUAACACUGAACUUCUCGAUGAAGCAUCCUUUGCACAUUAUCACAACAGCAACAAAAUAGCUCCUGCAUCACCCGAGAUCGAUCUUACAACAAACUCUGAGGUAACAAGGAUAACAGUCUCGCAAGCAACAAAUCUUUUCUGCCAAACAACAGAGAAUAGUGACGACAAUUACAAACCGAGCGGUUUAAACGGAGGUAAGAGCUCAAAUCUGCAGAGGAAACGUAAACCGAGCUGCUUUGGUUUCAGGUUUUGGAGAAGAAGGACUUGAAAUUGUCAUUGGUAAAUCCAAAUAUUUUGUCUCUUUGAAGUUGCAGAUCAUUAUAUACAAGGAAACAUAGUGUUAAGAUUUUGAGAGCAAGUGUUUCAAUAAAAAUGUAACCAUAGAAAGAAGAUACAAUAAAGUUGUGUAUGAAUAAACCGAAACUUAAUAUGGUUAACUCAAAACAAACCGGUUCGGUUCGUGAGUAAACCGAAUAAGCCCUAAAUGGCUAAUGGGCUUG